AUGCAUUUGUUUGAUAUGUUGUUUUUAAAUAAGGAGGGGCUAGCGGGGGAGGAGGAGGGGGAGGAGGAGGAGUGGGGCGUGGGGUCGGGCGCGCGGCUGCUGCGCGCGCUGCUGCCCGCCGCCGCCGAGUGGGGCGCGGCGCGCGCGCUGCUCGCCGACGCCGCCGACCGCCAGCUGCUGCUGCAGCACCUGCUGGCUUCCCCGACGGGCUCGGGCGCGGCGGCGCGCUGGCGCGAGCAGCAGGCGGCGGCGCUGGUGCUGCGCGCGCGGCGCGGCACCGCGGCGGCGCGCGAGCUGUCGCGCCGGUACCCCGACAACGCGCUCUUGGCGUUAGUGUCGAGCGGCACGCCGCUGUGGUCGCACGCGGCGGCGGCGGACGCGGGCGCGGAGCCGGCGCGUGCGCUGGGCGCGGCGUGGCCCGCGCUGCUCGCCGCCGCCGCCCUGGCGCCCGCCGCCGCCGGCGUGCUGGCGCGCCGCCUGCGCCGCCGCGGGGAGGCGCGCGCCGCCGCCGCGCUGCCGUGGGCGCUGCGCCUCGAGGCGGAGGCGCGCGCGCCGCACCCGCGCCUCGAGUACGUCGCGCACGCCGCCAUGGACGCGCUGCCCGCGCACAAGUGGCUGACGGUGCGGUGCGCGGCGCUGGGCGCGGCGGGCGGCGGCGGCGCGCUGGCCGACGUGCUGCUGGAGCGCGGCCUGCGCCUGCACGCGCUGCCGCUGGAGCUGCGCCCGCUCGAGCCGCAGGACGCGCCGAGUAGCCGCCGCCUGCACGCGCUGCCGCUGGAGCUGCGCCCGCUCGAGCCGCAGGACGCGCCGAGUAGCCGCCGCCUGCACGCGCUGCCGCUGGAGCUGCGCCCGCUCGAGCCGCAGGACGCGCCGCGCCGCGCCGAGUAGUCGCCGCCGGCACGCGGGGGCGGGGAGCCUGUCCUGCCAGCGCCUGACAUCCUAUCACUAAAAAAAAAAUUAUACGGAGUGUUUCGUAGAUUGGGAUACUAUACUUAUUUGUAAGUCUAACGAUAUAUAAUAUUUUCAAAAGACAA
Leguminivora glycinivorella is the source of this 1034-nucleotide messenger RNA. RefSeq lists its product as uncharacterized. The record is from RefSeq and is a predicted model, not a curated record. NCBI's taxonomy places the organism in Eukaryota, Metazoa, Arthropoda, Insecta, Lepidoptera, Tortricidae. The transcript has 5 exons. The coding region runs from base 1 to 888 and encodes 295 amino acids.